This is a messenger RNA of Bipolaris sorokiniana ND90Pr, 424 nucleotides long. RefSeq lists its product as uncharacterized. Lineage: Eukaryota; Fungi; Ascomycota; Dothideomycetes; Pleosporales; Pleosporaceae. The transcript has 2 exons. The record is from RefSeq and is a predicted model, not a curated record. The coding region runs from base 65 to 301 and encodes 78 amino acids.
GGCUUGUUGUGUCCGCCGCGACAGGUAACUAUUUCCAGGGUACAGUACAGCAGCCCAGGCGCGGAUGAUGGCCCAGACUGUCGCAGCCCUUCUUCUUCUUCCGACGACGACGACGAUGGCGAUGACGACUCGGACGAGGCACUGCCAUGCCCUGUUGCCAUUGAUGAGACGUGUAAAAGUCUUGAGUGAGGCGGGGUACUCGAGGGUCGUAUCGUCUGGUGUCGUGUCGUGUCAAGUCGUUGUCGGUCACGGCAUUCCGGCAGGGCUCUCUUCGGCUGUUUCACCUUGGUCCCAGGCGUAGGAAGAUCUGCAGACAGGACCGUGAUGACUUGUUGGCCUAUGCCCGCGCGGCCAGUGGUAGCCUGUCUUACCUGAUCCGAUGCCUGUCACGAUCCCCUUUAAACAGAUCUCUUGACCUGAUCAC